UGAGAUGUGGAUCAUCUAAGACACAUUAGCAUGGCCUACUUCUCCUAUUUGAAGCGGGGCUUGAAACCAAACUUCUCCUUAGGAGGCUAAUUAGUCCAAUUUUGCCCACUAUUUGCUAGUUAGUCCAAUUUGUAAUUCUCCAUUUGUAGGAGGGUAUAACUGGAAUAAAAAAUUUCUUUCGCAUUCGGUUCAUUUGGGGAGUUCAGAGUUCGGAGUCUUCAGACGCUAUUUUGUUCAUCGUCCCCAAGAAUCUUUGUGGUUUAAUCUACCUUCUUCCAGGAAGUUGUGAAAUCAUGGGUGAGUUUAGUAUCCAGAUUAGCCGCAACCUGGUGAAUAGCCUUGCUGGCAAUGAAGAAGAUAAAUCGAAGAAGAAGACUAAAAAAACUAGAACUAAGUCUCGAGUGCCUCAACAACAACCUCAAACGAAAGCAAAGGAGAAGCAAGUUUCCGAUGGCUUUGAAACACACAAGGGAUCGACCGCUUCAGGAUGGCCACUUCAGCCUCCAAUUUUCUUGCCGGUACCCCCUACUGCAUACUCUUCUAGUGCAGAGUUGGAUGCAAUCCGAUCUGUCCUUCAAGAGAGCGAAAGGGUUGUGGAGAGGUUGCAAAAGCAGGAAGAUAACAUGGUGCAGGAAGUAACACAAAGAGCAAAAGAUCUCCGUGAUAAAGAGUUCAAGCUUCCUUACCAGAAGCCUUUGCCUUGUGUAGCAGAGAAUGAAGCUUGCUUAGCAUGCUACAAAGAACAUAUCAAAGACCCUCUGAAAUGUGCUGAUCUUGUUCGGAAUUUCGCAGACUGUGCUCGAAGAGUUAGGCAACAAGUGAGCUCAGCCCAGUAGUAUUUUUCUUACGAAGAAAGUUUUGGGUCUCAACCAUGAGCCUUGUUUUUCUUUUUUUUCAUAGUUUUUGUCCAAAUUUUUUGUGGUGCAAAAUAAACCAAAACAUGGCUGGCAUCCCCCAUCAUUGGAUACUGCUUGUUGUUCUCUCUUGUAUUGUCAUUUACAUGAUUGUUGACACUAAAUACUCACUCCGUUUUAUCAGUGAAAUAGUUGAUGAUUUCAUUGUUC
Cannabis sativa is the source of this 1064-nucleotide messenger RNA. RefSeq lists its product as uncharacterized. The transcript has 2 exons. The record is from RefSeq and is a predicted model, not a curated record. Bases 294 to 836 code for a protein of 180 amino acids. Lineage: Eukaryota; Viridiplantae; Streptophyta; Magnoliopsida; Rosales; Cannabaceae.